This is a messenger RNA of Eutrema salsugineum, 983 nucleotides long. Its product is annotated as late embryogenesis abundant protein 29. NCBI's taxonomy places the organism in Eukaryota, Viridiplantae, Streptophyta, Magnoliopsida, Brassicales, Brassicaceae. The coding region runs from base 77 to 727 and encodes 216 amino acids. The record is from RefSeq and is a predicted model, not a curated record. The transcript has 2 exons.
AGCAACAAAUACUUUCACAGAAAAAAAAAGCUUUAAUUGUCGUUUCAUAUCUUACGCAUUCGAAAAGAAAGAAAAAAUGGCGUCGAACCAACAAAGCUACAAAGCUGGUGAAACCAGAGGCAAGACUCAGGAGAAGACUGGACAAGCUAUGGGAGCGAUGAGGGACAAGGCUGAGGAAGGCAGGGACAAGACUUCUCAAACUGCCCAAACAGCCCAACAAAAGGCCCAUGAGACGGCACAGUCAGCGAAAGACAAGACUUCUCAAACGGCUCAAACGGCUCAACAAAAGGCCCAGGAAACAGCACAGGCAGCAAAAGAAAAGUCAUCUCAAACUGCCCAAACAGCCCAACAAAAGGCCCAGGAAACAACACAGGCAGCAAAAGAAAAGACAUCUCAAGCUGCCCAGACGGCCCAAGACAAAGCCCGUGAGUCCAAGGACAAGACCGGGAGCUACAUGUCGGAGACAGGAGAAGCCAUCAAGCAAAAGGCUCAAGACGCUGCUCAGUACACUAAGGAGACGGCUGAAGCCGGUAGGGACAAGACGGGCGGGUUCUUGAGCCAGACCGGUGAGCAUGUGAAGCAAAUGGCUAUGGGUGCAGCUGAUGCGGUGAAGCAUACUUUUGGUAUGGCUACGGAGGAAGAAGACAGAGAACAUUUUCCAGGCACUACCACUACUGGUACUACUCGGACCACUGAUACGACUCAUCAGACUUAUCAGAGGAAGUGAGAAUAAAGAAGAGAGCUAUGAAUGAAUGUCUCUAUCUUUUGUUUCUAUAAUAAUGUUUGUUCGGUCUUUUGCAUUUCUGUGUUCUUGUGUUUGUAAUUUCCGCUGUGUUUGUGUCUUUGUGAUUGUGUUUCUUUUGUUGUAACGGUGAUCCUGGAGACUUCUAAUUUCCAGCGUCAAUAAGUUUAGAUUCGAUCCCGUUACAACAUUUGUGUCGUCCAAUUUGUACUAUUGCUAUAAUAAACAGCUAUUAAUUUCA